Ruditapes philippinarum (Manila clam) is the source of this 1293-nucleotide messenger RNA. Its product is annotated as streptavidin-V2-like. Gene Ontology annotation, molecular function: biotin binding. NCBI's taxonomy places the organism in Eukaryota, Metazoa, Mollusca, Bivalvia, Venerida, Veneridae. Bases 89 to 532 code for a protein of 147 amino acids. The transcript has 2 exons. The record is from RefSeq and is a predicted model, not a curated record.
ACUUUCGGUUUCAUAAGUAACUCUCAUAGAUUAUUUGUGGAAGUGUACAGUUCACUUGUUUGUACGACGAAGUUUAUGUUUUGUGAGAAUGUUCAUAGUAAUUGUACUUCUAGUUGCAGUUUUGUGGCAGACAUGCUUUGCAGAAACAUUUUGUUCGGCAGAAGAUGGGUGCGACUGUGGUAUCGCUGGAACUUGGAGAAAUCAGUUAGGUUCUAAUGUGACCUUCACCUGCAAGGACGGUCAGCUUGAUGGCAAAUACAACUCAGCUGUAGGCCACGCUGAGGACUACUAUCUCUUGUCCGGAAGAUACACACUUUCGGGUCCGAAAAACGACGUGGUAGAACUUGGCUGGGUUGUCUCCUGGAAUAACAAGAAAUUUGGAAACUCCCAUUCAGCGACAGCAUGGUCGGGAAUUUAUUAUCCGGAAGACGGAAUUAUCCGAACACAGUGGAUUUUGACCAGAUUUAAAGAACGCAAGGAUAAUUGGGAAACGUCUUUUGUGAAUCAUGACGAGUUUAAGCGUAUAAGAUAAAUUAUAUAAAUUAUAUUAAUGAUAAAUGGUAAUGUUAAACUAUGGAAAAGUCAACACAGAAGGAUUCUCAAUCGCGGAAAAGCAUGUUAUAUUGCAAUUUUGCAGCGUGAAUUUGCAUCUUUAUAUUGUGUUCUCACAUGAUUUAUCACUGUUAAGCGUAUCCGCCUUCGUCGUCUUCUUAAUUAAUAUGAUAAAAUGCCUCAAAACGGAAUUCUGUACUUACUAGUAAUCAAUUAUAUACGCCUUAUGAUCGGGAAAGGGUUUUCAACAAUUUCAUAAAAAGUAACAGCUUAAAGGCCUUUUUAUUAUUUAUGUUUUAACAAUUCGGUUUUAUUGGCAAUCAAAUGGAUAAAUAAAUCCUUAACUGUAUCUCUAUGCUCUGUAUUUGCUAUAUUACAAUACAAACUUUGCUUUCAAGUGACAUGUAUUGUUUAUAAUUUAAGUAUGAAAGUAAAAUAUUUGUAACACAGUUAUAAAAGUACUUUAAGUACUUGUACAUAAAACGUUUAUAAUAACGAAACAACUUUACACAAAUAAUAGUAUUAUACUCUUAUCAUUUUGGGCAUCUGGCCAAAUACCGGGAGUCGUUAUACGUAUUUAACGGAAAGGGACGAAAAGUUGCAGUUGAUUUUUUACAUGCGAAAGAGAUAUUCUUUCAUCGUCUUUUAAGAGUGUAUGAUUUUCAUUUUUCAUUUGCCUUCCAAGAAAUAAGAAGUCAAGCCACUUAAUAGAUAAUGACAAUAAAGAAGAAAGAAAUCACC